GAAGCAUAAACUCGAUCAGUAAUCGUGUAUUUCAUUAUUUUUAUUCGGAUACGCGCGAAUCGCAUAUUCAAAUAAAAUGUACCACGAAAAUGUCCAAAGAUGGAUCGACAAGGUGAUGCCGAAAAUUAUCAAGAACCUUGGAUUGGAUAUUGACAAAACUCGGUAUAAAUUACUCGAAUUUCCUGGCAAUUUUAUUAUGUCGUACAUGUAUCAUGUACGUUUGCAGUUUGAGAACAAAAUAAAUAGACAAAACGAAGAAUUGUCUAUGCUAUUGAAGAGAUCCACGUCGGAUUUCGGUUUGAUAGUUCAUACUGAUCUUCAAUUUCGGAACGAAAUCCUGUUUUAUCAAAUGUACUCCCGACCGGAUGAGAAUUAUGCGAGAUGCUUCUACUUCGAAGAACGAUCGCCCACCGACUUCGUAAUUGCCUUAGAAAAUGUCAACGGACAAGGAUAUUAUUCUUGUCCAUAUAAUAAAUAUGAUCCCCCAGUGGAAUACACAUUAGCGGCGAUGCGCGAGUUGGGACGAUUUCAUGGUAAAGGAUAUGUCAUGAAGGAAAUGCAACGGGAAAAAUUCUUCGAUAUCGCGACGCAAAUUCAAGAAGUUAGGUAUACAAACAAAACGGAGAGUAUUUACAAGUUUGUUUGCAACAUUAAGACAUCACGAGUGGUAGAAUAUCUUCGCAGCCAGGAUCAUGAUGCAGUUUUCUGUGAUAAGAUGGAGGCCUUACUUUCAAACGCGUUUGAAAAAGUGAUGAUAAAAACGGUACAGCCGCUUGAACCUCUAGCCACGUUGUGUCACGGUGAUUUUACAUUGGACAAUAUUCUCUUCAAGACAGAAGACGAUAAUGAACAGCAUCUCCCAAUAUUAAUUGAUUUCGCGCUCAUUAGAUACUCGACGCCUGUUAUUGAUCUCUCCACAUAUCUUCACUUAUGUUGUUCGAAUGAAAUGAGAAAAGAAAAAUUUCUCGAUUUCAUGCAAGCCUACCAUGACUCGCUUAAAGAAUAUCUAUUAAACGCCGGCGUUCAAGAUAUUGAGAAAUACUCGUAUAACGCUUUGUUGAGCGAUUUUAAGAGAGGUGCUCUAUUUGGUUUCGUUAUAAUGUGUGUCUUUAUACCGGUAAUACUAGGAUAUCUCAGUCCAGAAGUAUUAGUACAAGAAAUAUUAGAUCUUGGUCCUUUAGAAAGCACGAAGAAACAAAGAUAUGCCGGAGGAAACGAAGUAUCCAAAAUGCUAGUUGAUGCCUUGCUGUAUCUGAAAGAUCUUGGCUGCCUAAAACAUGUUUUAUAGUCGCGCGAGAUAAAUGCGAACGAAUAAAAUUUAAUGUCUGUCGAUUAAUAACAUAAAGCUCAAUAAUGAAUAGAUUUUAAGCCAUGAUUUAUCAAAAGUGUAAAACUCAUUCCCUGUACAG
This is a messenger RNA of Mycetomoellerius zeteki, 1409 nucleotides long. RefSeq lists its product as uncharacterized. The record is from RefSeq and is a predicted model, not a curated record. The coding region runs from base 77 to 1288 and encodes 403 amino acids. Lineage: Eukaryota; Metazoa; Arthropoda; Insecta; Hymenoptera; Formicidae. The transcript has a single exon.